AUGGCGCCAGUGUUCAUCGUCCUUGCGGUGUUCAUCUCCUCCGCAAGAGCUGGUGCUGCUGGUGCUGUUGGAGCGGCAGGUGCAGUCAAAGGAGCUCAUGGUAGACCUCUUGGUGGACCUCUUGGUGGACCUUUUGGUGGACCUCUUGGCGGAGCUGGUGGAAUCGUCGGAGGCUCUGGCGUUGUCAAUGCCGCUGACCAUUCCAGUUUCUCGUACGGCGUCAAAGACCCUAACACGGGAGACGUAAAAGACCAACACGAGAGGCGUGUCGGCGACAGCGUAGUCGGCCAGUAUACCCUCCUGGAAGCCGACGGGACCAAGCGCAUAGUCGAAUACUCAGCGAACCCCCAAACUGGGUUCAAUGCUGUGGUCCGAAAAGAAGGCGUCGCUGUUCACCCUCCGUCUCCUGUACAACCUGGCAAUCCCCUUGCUGGGUCUUUGGGAUAUGGAGCGCGUGCUUCGCCUUUGCCCUUUGCUGGACCACAUGCAUCUCCUGCUCUUGGAGCAGUGAACCCUUUGGCUUAUGGAGCGCAUGGCAACCCUCUUGCGUACCGUGCUCCAGUUAAUCCGCUGGUGCAUGGUACGGCACCGAAUCCUUUGGCUUACGGAGGUUACGUAGACCCCUUGGCGUAUGGAGGUUAUGCUAACCCUUUGGGGUAUGGUGCUCAAGCCAACCCUUUGAGCUAUGGUCACGGUUUAGGCCUUAAUGCUCUUCAAGGAGCAUACGCUGGUUAUAACCCAAAUGGCGCUUAUGGGUCUUCUUUGGCGCAUAAUGGUUGGGUUGGACCUCUUGGGAACCAGCUUGGACCUCAAGGAGUAGCUCCUGGCGCCCAACGUGGAUGGUAGAUAAUUAUCUGGUGUUCACUUUGAUUCGACUUAAUUAAUAUAUUCAACGACUUUAACUAUGUUAUAAUAAAUUAAUUUUGAUUAAAG
Chilo suppressalis (striped riceborer) is the source of this 933-nucleotide messenger RNA. NCBI's taxonomy places the organism in Eukaryota, Metazoa, Arthropoda, Insecta, Lepidoptera, Crambidae. The record is from the annotation of a GenBank genome assembly.